AUGUCAUUACUGCUUCCCCGAUUCCCAACAGCUUCUCGAUUCAUCCCUUCUCUCAUUCGUCCAACGACCUCACUAUAUCGACCAUUCUCCUCGUCCUCUUCAGCACGAAACUCAGCCCCACCUUCAACUUCCCCAUCAUCAAAAGACCCUUCACACCCUCAUCUACAUUACCAUCCGACUCAAUCACAUAUAGCACUGUCCUUCUUACCUUCUCCUCCUGUAGCUAGGUCCAGAACUGUAUUAGGGUAUUUACCUCUAGAUGGAGCUAGUUUGGAAGACUUCAAAGAGGAACCUAAGUUUCUAACCAUUCUUCAUGAGGCUAUACAAUCAGGAUUAGAAAAUGAUAAAGCGGAUAGUGUCAAAUUUGAAGCUGAGACUAGACCCACAGAUGGCUGGAUACAUAUAACGGACGAAAGAGCUAUUCCACCUGCUGGAAGGAUAGGUGAAACUGAAGAUUUAAUUGGAUCGGUGUACGUCCAAGAUGGUAAAGUCGUCGCUUCUACUUAUUCACCUCUACCUACAUAUAGAAUAAUAACCCCUAAUGGAGUAUUGACUUUACCUAAAGGAUUAGAUACUCAUCUCAUCGAAGUCUUGGAAGGGAUUGACAAAGAUGAGAAGAAGUGA
This is a messenger RNA of Kwoniella shivajii, 624 nucleotides long. RefSeq lists its product as uncharacterized. The coding region runs from base 1 to 624 and encodes 207 amino acids. The transcript has 4 exons. Lineage: Eukaryota; Fungi; Basidiomycota; Tremellomycetes; Tremellales; Cryptococcaceae. The record is from RefSeq and is a predicted model, not a curated record.